Molecule: messenger RNA, 3433 nt
Organism: Anneissia japonica
Lineage: Eukaryota; Metazoa; Echinodermata; Crinoidea; Comatulida; Comatulidae
Product: homeobox protein abdominal-A homolog
Exons: 2
Coding region: 511-1296 (261 amino acids)
Biological process (GO): regulation of transcription by RNA polymerase II
Cellular component (GO): nucleus
Molecular function (GO): RNA polymerase II cis-regulatory region sequence-specific DNA binding; DNA-binding transcription factor activity, RNA polymerase II-specific
Source: RefSeq, a predicted model, not a curated record
AAGACUGACUGAAAUUUUAAGGCAAUCGUAGUAAAAUUUACACAACAUAGACGCCGCAAAAGUUAUCACUACUGUACGCCUAAUAAAGGCUACUGACUGAGUACAUAGGUUCCUAUCUAGUGUCCACUUCAAAGGCACCGACAACUGACCAAUCAAAUUGUUUCUGCUUCUUUAACUUCCACUCAAUAGAUUUUGGUUUUUAGACUUCACUUCAGAAUCUCUUCUGGUGUUGCAUUGUGCAGAUACCUGAGUUCAGACUCGUAAGUGACCCAUUGCAAGGAAGGAGUUCCUAGUACAUGUCACGUGCUGAUUGUCAAUAGACAGUACUAUCCUCACGUUAUUAGCAUACCGCACACUUCACGGAUGAUUGCUCAAACCAGUGUAUAAAGGACAGACCACAGAAUAGAAUAGGGUCUAGUAUAUUGCAGGCAUAAAACCUGGACAUUGUAUCGUUUUGAAUUAAACAGAUAACAAAUAUUGAGUAGAGACAGUAAAAAAAUUAAUAGCACCAUGCAAGUUGGAGUGCAACAUCAAAGUUGGAUGUCGCGAACUAACACAAUGGAGAGUUGCGCCGCAGAAAUUCGAGAGCUCUCCUCGUCCGGCUCAAGUAUGAACAGUUUGUAUAGUUCCAGAUCUCGUAAUCCGGCGACUAAUUCGCUGGUAUCGCCGUCGUCAGCGGCCGAGCAACACGGUGCGUUUCCGUACGCGGCGUAUUCGUGCUACGGUGCGUCCGAACCCCCGAGUCUGAAUCACAGCGACUCCGAGAUUAUGGCCUGCAGCGUAGGCAACGCGUGGGGAUCACCGUCCGAGAGAAGUCACUCAAGAUCCCAGUAUCACAACGGAGCCUUCAGUAACGCCGCGUUCCUAGCUUCAACACAGCAAUCUGCACAUGCAGCCCAACAACAGUGUCAAUAUCUUGCCGGGCAAGGUUAUUCUGCUGGUUACAGUCUACAUCAUAACCCUAGUUAUCCUUUUGACUUUACAGGUCCUGCUGCUCCUCUGCUCUUCACCACUACACCAAGAAGGACAAAACGUCGUCCAUAUUCUAAACAACAGAUUUUCGAACUAGAACGUGAAUUCCAGUCGAACAUGUACUUAACACGUGAUCGACGAGCCAAACUUUCACAAACACUAAACCUGACAGAGAGACAGAUCAAAAUCUGGUUUCAAAACAGACGAAUGAAGAUGAAGAAAAUGAACGAAAAGGAAAAGAAUGACAAAAACAAGAAGAUGACAACGUCCUCAGAGCACCAUCUAAGUCAUCGGAAGGAUCUCGGUGACGUUCAUUCGUGUUGAUGUUCGACGGGAAGCGCAUCCGAGGUUACCCUGUUUAUUCGACACGGGUUUAGGCAGUCGACCCUUCUUUCGGCCUACCCGCUAAUUCCUACCCUUAAAUCAUCAUUACCAUACCGGUCAUAAAAACAUCUUGUUUGGUGUAAUAGGCAACACGAGAUACGAACAUAAGUUCUUUAUGCAAAGACAUUUGUUUCGCAACGAAGACUAUUGUGAAUGGUUUUAUUGAGCUAGACAGAUGUUUUUAUGCCAAUGACAUAGUUGUCAAGUCGAUAAGAAUGGUAAACAAUUGAGUAUGCAGCCUUACACAGUGUGAGCAUGGUAUAUAUUUAACGAUGACAGAAGUAGGCCUAACUCGUCCGUCAUAGUUUCGUUAAAUUCGUUGGUAAACGAAUAGACUUAAAAGCGUGAAGGCCCAGUGUCUGAGAUUGUACGUCGACUGCCUCACUAUAUUUUAUUAACGAGUGCGAAUAGGCCUGUUCUAAAGCUUGGUUCAUCUCAAGGUAAUUUAGACGCCUUUCAACGCAAAGACAAGAAAUGCAUAAGCUUCACCCAGUGUGAAAACACUUGAAAUUGACGUGUCUCAAUUUAAACCAGAUAAAAGUUGGCUGACGCGGCCUGACGAACGUUUAUUUUUUUCGCAUGUGACAUAAACACUUGCGGCUUGCGUUUGCGUCACCCUUUUGCGUUUGCGUACUAAGAGUAUUAACCAAGCUUCUCCUUUAGCAAACGCGUCUAACUAGGUGACUUGAUAAUGCGCAUGACAUGUAACUACGGACGGAGAGCUCAUAAAAAAGAAAAAAAAACAUAGGCCUAGUAUUGAAAUGUGAGCCAGUCGAAGUUUCGACGCGCUCUGCUAUCAUUAUCCACAUGUUCACUCACGUUUAUAUUUGAACUUAUGUCUAAACGACCUAUGAAUUUAGUGAAAAAUGGCAUAUUUAGGCCUGUAUGCAAUAUAGAAUAUUACGAUGAAACUACAACCGGGUAUGACAGUCAUAUAAUGACAAACGAUAUGGUACUACCUGUUGAUAGUUUAUAGUUCACCGGCAUUGGUAAGGGAUGGGGUUACGAAAUAAUCAUUAUAAUAACAAUCGUUACAGUGUGUAUUAGAAAUGCCGUAAAUAGUAUUUAUUCAUCGUUACAUACCGUACCACAGUUGUCUUUACGUUAUAUUUUUGUUUUUAUUGGCCGGUCCUAUCUAUAACUACCUCUUAUUAUUUUCUGAACGAUUCGACUAGGUUAUAUGUUAACACAAAGAAUGUUAAGCAAUUUGAAAAAAAAAAAACAGGAUUGUUUAUUUUUGUUUGUUGUGAAUAGAUUACUGUUUCAAGAAUUAUUUUUUAAGUAUAACACCUUGAAUCCAAUGCUACAUGUUUACAUUCAUUGAAUUAAUUAAGAAAAUAUUUCAUUAGGAAGAAAUCACUGGUGUAAAUAUUCAUUCAGGCCUACAGUAUGCAUGAAUAUAAAAAGAAAACUUUACGGAAACUCAACAAAUAUAGUGUACUAAGAAAUAGGCCUGGAUCAUACUCAUUCAACUUAAUCUAAAAAAUAAUCAUUCUAUAGGCAAACUUUGCAUGAUCUUGCCAAUUCAUUAUAUUUAUAUUAUGGACUUUUGAAAAGACUAUUGAUAACUGAUUAUAUUUCGUGGUCACACGCGUGUUUAUUUUGGGAACGUCAUUAACAAACGUUAAUAAUACGUGGUGACAGUUUGAAAACCAAUUGCGUUACUAAGUUACUGAGUCACCCGUAUGUCGUACGCGUGUCAUGGCACGUAAUAUCAACCUCCCCUAUCAAUGGCCUUAUUUAAUACGUGAUUAUCAUUUUCAUUUUUCAAGAUGACUUGUAAUCCGUUUUGAUCCUAAAUUAAUCUCGUAUUUGCAUAGCCCUUAUCUCUUGUCAUGUUAGCGCUUACUAAUAUGACAAAUACCAAUCGGCAAAAUUAUUAAUAUCAAAAAUAGCCGUCAAUCACCGGCUUCAGGAUUUCAAAUGAAUUAAGCAAAUCCAUAGUAGAAACCCGAUAUGUUUCGUUAAUAAGAAGAAUAUAGGACUUACCAUCUGAAAUCAUUAUCAACGUUUUUUCGCUUGAUUUAUACAUUUUGGGACUUAUUUUGCACAAAAUAAAUGACUACAUUUACUUCAA